Messenger RNA from Rhodofomes roseus, 2382 nucleotides. RefSeq lists its product as uncharacterized. Gene Ontology annotation, biological process: nucleotide-excision repair; transcription by RNA polymerase II; positive regulation of mitotic recombination. Lineage: Eukaryota; Fungi; Basidiomycota; Agaricomycetes; Polyporales; Fomitopsidaceae. Bases 1 to 2382 code for a protein of 793 amino acids. Gene Ontology annotation, molecular function: hydrolase activity, acting on acid anhydrides, in phosphorus-containing anhydrides; DNA helicase activity; ATP binding. Gene Ontology annotation, cellular component: nucleus. The transcript has 20 exons. The record is from RefSeq and is a predicted model, not a curated record.
AUGAAGUUCCAUAUCGACGACUUGCCGAUCAUCUUCCCUUAUGACAGGAUAUAUCCAGAACAAUACGCGUACAUGUGUGACUUGAAGCGUACUCUGGAUGCGCAAGGUCAUUGCGUGCUUGAGAUGCCUUCCGGAACUGGGAAGACCGUAUCAUUGCUUUCCCUCAUUGUGUCCUACCAACAGUUCUAUCCCGCGAAGCGGAAGCUCAUCUAUUGCUCUCGGACGGUGCCGGAAAUUGAGAAGGCACUGGAAGAGCUUAAACGACUGAUGGCAUACCGUCUCUCAUGCGCUGAGACUGAGGACGAGAAAGAGAAGGAGCGCAGCUUCUACGGCAUUGGCCUUACUAGCCGGAAGAAUCUCUGCAUUCACCCAGAGGUAUCAAAGGAGAAGAAGGGCAGGGUGGUCGAUGCUCGCUGUCGGGAUCUUACGAAUUCGGCGGUUUGCGAGAAGGGCCGUCAGAACCCCGGUUCUGUCGAGCUAUGUGACUGGCAUGAGAACUUAGGCAAGCUCGAGCCAGGGAACUUGAUUCCCCCAGGAAUUUGGACCCUUGCCGAUGUACUCCAAUACGGCCGUGAUAACACCGUGUGCCCAUACUUCUUGGUCCGACGGAUGAUGCCUUUUGUGGAUGUCGUCAUCUAUUCCUUCCACUACCUGCUUGAUCCGAAGGUCGCAGAACAAGUCUCGAGAGAGAUGUCAAAAGAUGCCAUAGUUGUCUUCGACGAGGCACAUAACAUAGAUAACGUUUGCAUUGAAUCGCUCAGCAUUGACUUGACAAGGCCGAUGCUAGAUUCUGCGGCCCGAAGUGUCGGCAAAUUGGGUGAGAAAAUUGAAGAGAUCAAAAAGACCGAUGCGUCCAAGCUUCAGGACGAAUAUGCCAAACUUGUGGAAGGAUUGCAGGAGGCCGCCAAUGAUCAAGACGCAUUCAUGUCAAACCCAGUGCUUCCGGAGGAUCUGCUGAAAGAGGCCGUGCCCGGUAACAUACGCAAAGCGGAACAUUUUGUGGCAUUCCUGAAACGCUUUGUCGAGUAUCUGAAGACUCGGAUGCGCGUCUUGCAUGUUGUUGCGGAGACGCCGUUGUCGUUCUUACAGCAUCUCAAAGACAUCACAUACAUCGAACGCAGGCCGUUGCGCUUCUGUGCCGAACGUCUACAGUCUCUCGUCCGGACGCUGGAAUUGAAUCGGCAAGAUGAAUAUUCGUCUUUGCAGAAGGUGGCUUCGUUCGCUACUCUGGUGGCGACUUACGAGAAAGGCUUCCUUCUGAUUCUUGAGCCGUUCGAGACGGAUAAUGCCACCGUGCCCAACCCUAUUUUUCACUUGACGUGUCUAGACCCCGCCAUAGCGAUCAAACCGGUCUUUGAGCGGUUCAGCUCUGUCGUCAUUACGUCCGGAACAAUCUCGCCCCUGGACAUGUACCCAAAGAUGCUGCAGUUCACCCCUGUCGUCCAAGAGACAUACCCGAUGACCCUCACACGCAAUGCGUUCUUACCUUUGGUCAUCACUCGUGGAAGCGACCAAGUAGCGAUCAGCUCCCGGUUCGAAGUGCGAAACGACCCCGCGGUCGUGCGCAACUUUGGAAGUAUCCUCGUGGAGUACAGCAAGAUCGUUCCCGACGGCAUUGUGGCAUUCUUUCCGAGCUACCUUUACAUGGAGUCCAUUGUCGCGGCCUGGAAUGAUAUGGGAAUUCUGAAUGAAGUUUGGAAGAACAAGUUGAUUUUCGUAGAGACUCCUGAUGCGAAUGAGACGAGUAUCGCACUCGAAAAUUACCGCAGGGCAUGUGAUAACGGUCGCGGCGCAGUCCUGCUUUCUGUCGCUCGAGGUAAGGUCUCGGAAGGCAUCGACUUUGAUCACAACUACGGUCGCGCUGUGAUCAUGUUUGGCGUUCCAUAUCAAUAUACGGAAAGCCGGAUAUUGAAGGCGCGCCUUGAGUACCUGCGGGACGCCUACAGAAUCCGAGAGUCCGAGUUCCUUGGCUUCGACGCAAUGCGCAACGCGGCACAGUGUGUCGGGCGUGUACUUCGAGGAAAGACGGAUUGGGGCCUGAUGGUUUUCGCGGACAAGCGAUUUGCACGUGCAGACAAGCGUGCAAAGCUGCCUCGAUGGAUCAACCAAUAUAUUACCGAGACCGCCUCGAAUCUUUCCACAGAUAUGGCUCUGACUCUAUCAAAGUUGUUCAUGCGCACGAUCUCACAAAACCCCAACGAAAACCAGACAGGGGUAUCACUGUGGACUCUGGAAGAUGUCGAGAAGGCCCAAGCCAAGCAAAAGGAAAUGGCUUUGGAAGCUGAGCAGCAGCAGGAUCAGCCUAUGGACGAAGAUGACGACUACUACGGGGACGGCGGAUUGGACGACCAGAUUCUGGGCGAGAUCGACCUCGACGUGUAG